Messenger RNA from Limanda limanda (common dab), 660 nucleotides. It is a transcript of the gene tspan2a, whose product is annotated as tetraspanin 2a. The transcript is spliced from 8 exons. Lineage: Eukaryota; Metazoa; Chordata; Actinopteri; Pleuronectiformes; Pleuronectidae. The record is from RefSeq and is a predicted model, not a curated record. The coding region runs from base 1 to 660 and encodes 219 amino acids. Gene Ontology annotation, cellular component: membrane.
AUGACUAAAGUGCAGGGAGGGAUGAAAUGCGUGAAAUAUCUGCUCUUCGUUUUCAACUUCAUCUUCUGGCUGUCAGGGCUGCUGGUGCUGGCUGUGGGACUCUGGCUCAGGUUUGACCCAGAAACAGUGGAGCUCCUGACGGGCGAUGAAGCCCCCGACACCUUCUUCAUAGCUGUGUACAUCCUUCUCGGUGCCGGAGGGUUGAUGAUGGUCGUUGGGUUCUUUGGAUGUUUUGGGGCCGUGCGUGAGUCUCAGUGUCUUCUGGCAUCGUUCUUCGCUUGCCUCCUGAUAAUCUUUGGAGCCGAGAUCGCCGCUGGUGUGUUUGGAUUCCUAAACAAGGAACAGAUUGUUGAGGAGGUCCAGAAGUUCUACAGCAGCUCCAUUACUGACACCACCAACGUGAACGGCACGGCCGUCGCACUGAUCUACCACAAAACUUUAAACUGCUGUGGAGGUUCCAUGUCAGACGUGUCUAAUGACUUGUGUGCAGACGCUCCAAGUGACACCCAGGACUGUCUGAAUGCAAUCACAGACUUCUUCAAUGACAAGCUGCACAUCAUCGGAUACAUCGGAAUCGGGGUCGCAGGCGUAAUGAUCAUAGGGAUGAUCUUCAGCAUGGUUCUGUGUUGUGCCAUCAGGAACAGCAGGGAGGUUAUAUAG